AUGAUCGGCUCAUUCUGGAACCUGUGCCGAGCGUGCCCUUCCAUGCCCGUAGAUAAGCUGCACUCCGAGUACCGCAGCACUUACAAAUGGCACGAAUACAAGGAACAGCAGCAGCAGCAGGGCGUGGUGAAGCAGCCAGCACCCACGCCCCCCUCCGCACUGCCCAUACAAAGGGGGCCCAUGGAGCCAGCGAUGCCUCGUCGCAAGAAGUACCCCGGAGUGGCGUACAAGACGAACGAGCUGUUCGACCCGGCGCCUGCUGACGACAUCAGACCGCAGCAGACGUCGGCCUUCGAUAGAGCCAGGAGUGCGCAAAGGAACGAUGCUGAUCGCGCUGGGCGCCGCAGCAAGUCUGAAGGUCCACGCCAGCCGCGCUGGACUGACACCGUGGAACCCAAGGCUACGACGGCGUUGGGAGAGGUGAUGGCAGCCAAGGAACCGGAGAUAGUUAGCACGGAGUACCGCAACCAGUUCGCGUGGCCCAAGGACACCACUGAUGCUCCCAGGAAGAGCAUCUCCAUGGGAGCGCUGAAGAAGGCUGCCGUAGCUGAAGGUCUAGUAGAAGCUGAACCGCUCAUGAACCACGUGGACGGUGAUCAUGAUGACCACAAGCGGUACAUCGAAGAUUACCUCUGGAAUGGACAGAAACCUGGAGUACAGAGGGGGAAAGGGAAGGCAAAUGAGGAGGCGAGCGAGAGGAUGCUGGGGGAUGCGGGGCAGGGGGUGUCGGGGGCGAGUGCGGGGCAGGGGAGUGGGGCGGGAGGGGUAGCGGGGGUCGGAGAUGCCGGGGAGGACAGCGCCAACACGCUGCGCGCGGCCGGCUUGCAACCGCUCGGCCUGGCCCAGGGUGACUCCUGGUACCGAGAGGUGCUGGACCUGCGCAAGCGCGCCGGCGAGUACAAGUACCGCGGCUGGGGGACAGAAAUGGCGCCAGAACACAUCACACAGCUUUACAAUAAGCAGAUCGAACUCUGGUACCAAGUGUCCCGCCGAUCCUCGCUGUCGGCAUUAUCACUAGCUUCCACAAAUCACAAGGCACUGCCUCGCGACGAAAAAGAUGGAAAGGAAUCCAAGGGCCACUCGCCGAAGAAGUUCAGGUCCUUCAGAUCCGCCCCUCACCAGUCUAUCCACGCGAAGUUACAAGAGACGAAGGCGCUGGAACGCUCGCCUCAUAAGACUUCGCCUCAGAAGCAGAGGAAGAAGCUGCAGGGACAUAGCUUCGAUGAAGGUGCUACCCAGGAUGGAGCCAAGGGAGAGAAUGCAGCCUUCAGGUCUCCCAGGCGGCGACCUCGUUCAGCUGACCCGGCGCCUGCCGCAGCACAUGUUAAGCUCCUCGCCAAUGGGCACGAACCUCACCCAGCGCCCAUCAAACCUACUGGUUUGCAGUUGAGUAGAGGGAGUAGUAAUAGAGUUAGGUCGACAUCAAGGGGCGGGCGGUCGCCGUCAGCGCCGAGCAAAACUGGGGCUGGGGCUACGGGGACAACUGGGGCUACGGGAUCAAAUGGGGCUCCGGGCCGAGGGCGCCGCAGCCGAAGUGUGUCAAAAGUCGGCAUAAAGUUGGAUGACGAGAUCCCCUCGCACCGCAGCGCGUCCGUAGCAAAGGAUCAUUUCUUCGACGACUCUCCUGUCGUGAAGUCGCCCCCUGAACCAACCAGGGUCAAGUCUCCGGAGCAAAUGAACAUGCGAUCUCCAGAUCCUGUCAACUGGACUGUCCCACUGGACACCGGCAAGACGUUUACCGUCACCCAAAAUGUGAAAAGCGAAAUCGCUCCGAUACAUCACCAGCAAAUGUCGCCAAUACGUUCGCUGAAAAAGAGCGAAUCGCCAACCAGCCUGAGCAAGCGCACCGACAAGACACCGACCACGCCGAUUAGCCUUACUCCCAUCGAUGAGACGAAGGCUUUAGACAUGAACAAAGUUAAUGGGAUCAAUGGCGUGAACGGAGUCAAUGGCGUCAACAGCAAUGAGCUUACCCCUGAAACCCCUACUCAGGAACCCAUUCAAGAGAAGGAAUUGAUCAAGAAGUCGACUGAGGCCACCCAGAUAGCUCCUGGAGUGGUGGAUACUAACGUGGUGAAUGAAGCUCCGGCCACCGGCGGUCUGACCGCCUCGGAGAUACUAGAUAGGGCCCGCACGAGGUUUGACAAGUUCUGGGGCAAAAAAGAAGAAGACAACGUUUAG
This is a messenger RNA of Spodoptera littoralis (African cotton leafworm), 2181 nucleotides long. The record is from the annotation of a GenBank genome assembly. NCBI's taxonomy places the organism in Eukaryota, Metazoa, Arthropoda, Insecta, Lepidoptera, Noctuidae.